Molecule: messenger RNA, 5442 nt
Organism: Penicillium canariense
Lineage: Eukaryota; Fungi; Ascomycota; Eurotiomycetes; Eurotiales; Aspergillaceae
Product: formin sepA
Exons: 3
Coding region: 1-5442 (1813 amino acids)
Biological process (GO): barbed-end actin filament capping; actin filament bundle assembly; mitotic actomyosin contractile ring assembly
Cellular component (GO): mating projection tip; cell division site
Molecular function (GO): actin binding; small GTPase binding
Source: RefSeq, a predicted model, not a curated record
AUGCCCGCCGGCACGCCCGCCGACAAGUCCAGGCAAACGUCCGCGGGAAAGUCCUUCUUCGGGAGGAAACUGUACAAGGACAAAUCGGCUGAUGAGCGUUAUGAUGGGUAUGGAGGCUCUUACAACAGCCUGGCGCCACCUCCCAGCGUGGCCGGCUCCCGCUCGUCCCGCCAUUCGAAACGAUCGUCUAUUCAAUCUGUCGACAUGACCCAAGACCUGGACCCAGCCAGCUUAGCUCCUACGGCCGGAGUAAUCACGUCUAUUCCCUACGAGAGCCUGCCUUCGGACACGAAAACACCCAUCCCGAUCGACAAUAUGCCGCGUCCGGAUUCCGCCCGCCAUGAACCUUCGCCCAACCACUUGGGCAAGACUGGCAGUGACUACCACCAGUAUCCUAACUGGACGUCUUCUUCUGCGCCGAAUGGAAACGCCUCGCAUCCCUCCGGCCCUCGCCCGCCCCCGCACGCCUCAGGCAUGACCAUGACGGGCAGCUCAUCAGGAGACCGGGGGACAAGAUACCAGCAAUGGGGCCGCCCCGGCAGCUCAGCCGCGAACCACUCGAUAGACUCAUCUUCAAAUUCCCGUACAUCACUCGAUCAGGCCAGUUUAUAUUCCUCGCAUUCAUCCAACACUCGCGGCUCAAACUACUUCUCCGCCGACGGCUCCUCCCGCACUCUGACAACAUCCCACUCCGGCGACCGCAACACCAUGUUUCCCGGCGGCAGUGCUGGACGCUUGUCCAGCGCUGCGGCCUCGCAUCAGCCUAUACCUGCAGCCGUGCCGCGCCCACCAGAUAUUUACCUCACCCGACCACGAGAUGACCGUAUUGUGGACCAGUUGUUCCUGGAGUUGAUGCAGAAGCGGGGAUGGCAGAAUCUUCCUGAGCAGGCGAAGCGGCAGAUGCUGUCGUAUCCGGCCUCGAAGAAGUGGACUUUGGUUCACCAGGAUCGAUUGACGGAGUUGCAGGGAGAGCAGAAACGACGACAAAAUGCCCGCCAGACCCAUGGGCAUGAUGGGCUUUCAGGACUACUCGAACGUGCUGAUGAGGAAGGGAGCCCGGAGUGGUAUGUGAAGAAGGUGAUGGACGACACAAUUACUUCCAAGCAACUCGCGAGUCUAAGCGUCAGUUUGCGGACGCAACCGAUCAGUUGGGUGAAGGCAUUCAUUGAAGCCCAGGGUCAAGUUGCCCUGACCAAUGUUCUGCAAAAGAUCAAUCGACGCAAGGCGUCCGGCCCUGUCCCCGCUCCGCCCACUGGUGAUAAGGAUCUGGACCGCGAGUAUGACAUCGCCAAAUGUUUGAAGGGUCUCAUGAACAACAAGUAUGGCGCAGACGAUGCCCUGGAACACCAAGGUGUCCUGGUCGCCCUUGUUAACUCGCUCUCGUCCCCUCGCCUCAACACUCGGAAACUCGUUAGCGAGGUACUCACCUUCCUGUGCCACUGGGCCGAAGGACAAGGUCAUCAAAAAGUUCUCCAGGCCAUGGACAAAGUCAAACAUGACCACAAUGAAACCGGCCGCUUCGAUGCGUGGAUGCGUAUCACCGAGGUCACCAUUGAUGGCCGUGGUAAGAUGGGCAGCUUGGUCGGCGCCAGCGAGGAGUACCGGAGUGGCGGCAUUGGUAUGGAGAACCUGCUUAUGGAGUACGCCGUCUCAACAAUGAUUCUCAUCAACAUGCUGGUGGACGGAGCCGAAAAUGACCUGCAGCUGCGAUGCCAUAUCCGCGCACAAUUUAUUUCAUGUGGUGUCAAGCGGCUUCUCACGAAGAUGGAGGGCUUCCAGUACGAGGUCAUCGACAAGCAGAUCGAGCGCUUCCGCGAGAAUGAGGCUAUCGACUAUGAAGAUCUGCUUCAGCGUGAGGGUAGUAGUGUAAAGGAUAGUGUCGAGGGUGAGGUCAAGGAUAUGAGCGAUCCCCUCCAGAUUGCGGACGCUAUUGCCACCAAGAUUAAUGGCACGCGAUCUCACGACUACUUCCUCUCGGCUAUGCAGCAUAUGCUGUUGAUCCGUGAGAAUGCGGGCGAAGAAGGUCUGCGAAUGUUCCAGCUCGUCGAUGCUAUGAUGAGCUACGUGGCUAUGGACCGGAGGCUGCCAGAUAUGGAUCUUCGUCAGGGCUUGAACUUCACAGUGCAGAGCCUUUUGGACCGCCUUCAUACCGAUGCUGAGGCUAGGCGUGUGUACGAUGAAGCCCUGGAGGCCCGCCAGAUUGCUGAAGCAGCUAUCGCGGAGCGUGAUGAGAUGAAGGCCCAGGUGGAACUUGGCGCUGAAGGCCUGGUCAAGAAACUUCAGAAGCAGAUUGAUGAACAGGCCGGCAUUAUUGAACUGCAAGGACGACAGAAUGAAACUUUCAAGGCUGAGGUUGCGGAAGUUCAACGAUUGCGUGCUCUGGAGCUGCAGCGCAAUGAAUUGGAGACCCGUGAGCUGUACCUCAUGCUUCGUGAUGCCCAAGACAUUGCUGCGUCCAAUGCCAGGAAGCAGGCCAACGCUUCGGACUCCGCACCGGCUGAUCCGUCCCAAAUGCCUGGGAUUAUGGAUCGGGAGCGUCUCAUGGAGCGCCUGGAGCGCCAGCUGGAGAGAACCAAGACCCAGUUCAAGCUGGAGGGCAAGGUCUGGGGCCAGCAUGGCCCAUCCGAUCGUCUGCGCGAGCUGCGUGAGAAGAUGGAUGGCGAUGGCGGUGACGAUUCUAGCGACGAAUUCCCCGAGCCGACUUGUCGUAACUUGGACCCGAGUGCCCUGGGAUCGGUCUAUCGGAAACGCAGCCAUGUGCCUGAAAUGUACCAAGGCCCUGAUGGCCUGUCAAUGUCCCCUGUGGACGAGGAUGAGGAGGCCGUGUACCAAAGGCCCCGCUUGAUCGAGAUGCAGCGUUCGCGCAUGAACCCUGCCCAGGCGACUGGCCUGCUCGGCGAGCUUGCUUCCAAGGUGCCCAAGUACGACGCUGAUCCAGAGGCUGCUACUUCUGCUCUCGAGUCUACCAAGCCAGAAGAUGCUGGCGAUGUCACUCCUACUGCGGAGGAUCUGGUGCCGAAGCCCGAGACCAAGGAGGAGGCAGACCAAAAGGCAAUGCCCCCUCCACCACCACCUCCUCCUCCUCCUCCUGGUGGUGCCAAGGGCCUUGUUCCUCCUCCCCCGCCGCCCCCAGGUGGGAAGGUUGGUAUUCCUCCCCCGCCGCCUCCACUUGGAGGUGGUGCUGGGCUUCCGCCACCGCCGCCUCCGCCUGGUGGUGCCAGAGGUAUCCCUGGCCCUCCUCCUCCUCCGCCCCCUCCCGGUGGAUUGGUUGGUAUUCCGCCGCCGCCUCCCCCUGGAGGUGGUGCUGGGCUAUUGCCGCCACCACCUCCUCCAAUCCCCGGAGCGAUUGGUGGCUUUGCUCCUCCCCCUCCGCCACCUCCCAGUGCUCCCUUGGGCGCCGGCUGGAGACCUACAUAUAUGGUUCAAGACGAUGUGUCCUCUUCCAUCACAGGCAUGCCCUCCAUCCGGCCUAAGAAGAAGCUCAAGGCUCUACAUUGGGACAAGGUUGAUACGCCCCAGGUGACUGUCUGGGCUGCUCACGCACCAACGCAGCAAGAGAAGGAACAGAAGUAUACCGAUCUAGCCAAGAAGGGUGUCCUGGAUGAAGUCGAGCGGCUAUUCAUGGCCAAGGAAACCAAGAUCUUCGGAGCCAGCACAGUUGCCAAGCAGCGCAAGGACAAGAAGCAGGUUAUCUCUAACGAUCUUUCGAAGAACUUCCAGAUUGCCCUUGCCAAAUUCUCCCAGUUCCCUCCGGAUGAGGUCACUCGCAUGAUCAUCCAUUGUGACCGCGAAAUCUUGGAUAACAUGGUCGUCAUGGACUUCUUGCAAAGAGAUGAGAUGUGCACUAUCCCUGAGAAUGUGGGCAAGUUGAUGGCGCCGUAUAGUCGUGACUGGACUGUCCCUGGUGCUGCCAGCUCUGAGCGUGAGCAGGAUCCGACCGAGCUUACUCGCGAGGAUCAGAUUUAUCUCUCCACUGCAUUUGAGCUGAACCACUACUGGAAGGCCAGAAUGCGAGCCCUUGCGCUGACGCGCACCUACGAGCACGAGUAUGAGUACACCUCCACGAGGCUGCAGGAGGUGGUCCGGGUCAGCGAGUCCCUGCGCGACUCGGUCGCUCUGAUGAAUGUCCUUGGUCUGAUUCUGGAUAUCGGUAACUUCAUGAACGACGCCAACAAGCAAGCCCAAGGUUUCAAGCUGAGCUCCCUCGCUCGCCUAGGUAUGGUCAAGGACGACAAGAAUGAGACCACUUUCGCCGAUCUUGUCGAGCGUAUCGUGCGCAACCAGUAUCCCGAGUGGGAGGGCUUCAGCGAGGAAAUUAGUGGCGUCAUCGGUCUGCAAAAGGUCAGCGUUGACCAGCUGCGCACCGAUUCUAUCAAGUACAUCAGCAAUAUCAAGAAUGUGCAGUCCAGCUUGGAUGCUGGUAAUCUGAGCGAUCCCAAGAAGUUCCACCCGCAGGACCGUGUCAGCCAGGUCGUUCAGCGGAGCAUGAAGGAUGCUCGCCGCAAGGCUGAGCAGCUGCAGCUGUACUUGGAUGAAAUGGUCAAAUCGUAUGACGAUAUCAUGGUCUUCUACGGCGAGGACAACACCGACGAGAAUGCCCGGCGUGACUUCUUCGCGAAGUUGGCUUCAUUCUUGAUGGAAUGGAAGAAAUCGCGCGAAAAGAACAUUGGCUUGGAGGAGUCCAGGAAGCGCACCGAAGCUUCUUUGGCUCGCAAGCGGAUCAAUGUUAACCUUGCCAAUGGUGCUAUUGCUACCGACUCACUAAGUUCGCCUGCCACAAGUGGCGCGAUGGACUCGCUGCUGGAGAAGUUGCGCGCUGCGGCGCCUCAAACUAAGGAUGUGCGAGACCGUCGCCGCCGCGCUCGCCUCAAGGAACGCCAUCAAGUCCGCGUUGCCUCCGGCCAGAAGGUACCUGAUUUAGAAGGAACUGAUGGUGUGGAGCAGCCAGCUGAUGGCGAUGCCCAAACCGAUGAGAAUGGUCUUUUGAGCCCGCCCAUUCCCGAUGGGGGUGAAGACAGCACCAAAGAGGGUCAGAUCUCCGAGGGCGAGGAUGUCGCUGACCGCGCAGCCAGCCUGCUCCUCGGCCUGAGAAGCAACUCCGACGCGAACGCCGAGCGCCAACGCCGCCGCAGAGAAAGCGCCGACGAAGAGCGUCGCACCCGCCGUAUGCGUCGGCGCAACGGCGCAACGAGCGGAAGUAAGGACAGCGCCGACGGGUCUACCUCCGGGCUCCCGGCCGUCCAAGAACCGACUACGCCCUCACGGACCGACUCCAUCAAUGCCGAAGAUCAAGCACUCUUGGGCUCUCCCCAGGACCAAUCCAUGUCCUCGGCACCUCCUGAGAUCGUUGUCUCGGAGCAGCCUGAUGAUGAUGGCCCGCCCUCACAAGAACCUCCGGCUGACGGUUCAUCUGUCAGCCAUCCCAUCGAACUGUCAGAUUGA